AUGAUAAAACCAUCGUCUUUAUCUUUUAUUUCUGCUCAUGUUCAUGAUAUUCAAUUACCAUGUCUUCUUGAUACCGGUGCUACACAUUCAUUUAUUCAUACAUCCAUUGUUCGUCGUCUUCGUAAUGUCUCAAUUACAAACAUUAAACAACGUUUCACUUUAGCUGAUGGUAAUACCAACGUUAACAUCAUCGGUAUUGUUCAUCUUAAUCUUCGUAUUGGUCAAAUCACAACACCUAUCUCUGCUUUUAUUUCGAAAUCGUUAUCUCAUCUCUGUAUUCUCGGACAAGAUUGGUUGAAUAAAUAUUCGGUAGAUAUCUGUCAAUCCACACAACAAGUGAUUAUUCAUACUGCUGAAUCGAGUGUCAAGAUUCCAAUGGACCAUCGUAUUAAUCAACACCAUUUUCCUCUUAAAUCAACCAUUGCAAUCAUUAUUCCACCACAACAUGAAAGAAUUAUUGAAUUACAAUCACCUAUAUCAUCUUCUCCUCAAGUUAUUUUUCGUCCAAACCGAGUCCUUCAAUCUCAUAAUCUUGUUGCUAUACCUAAUGCCCUGCUAUCUAUUGACAAAUAUCGAACAUAUACCACUGUUGUUAAUCCUACUAAUAGAAUAUGCCGUAUUCCUAUUAAUACUACGAUUGGUACAUUUACUAUUCCACCACCUAAUCUCGAAUGUCAUAGUAUUACUCUAUCACCUACCAUCGAUCAAUCGACUCCAUCAUCUCCUUCGCUAUCAUCGGACUUGAAUGUUCCGACUUCGAUGGACAACAUUUUCAAUGAAUUACUAGCUCAUUUAUCGGAUCCUGAUCAGAAACUCAUUCUUUAUCAAUUAUUGAAACAAUAUCAAUGUUUAUUUGAUACAUCCGUUCCUUCCAUUGCUAAUCUAACUGCUCCACCUAUGAUUAACACUGGUUCACACCCUCCUGUUCAUUCACAUGUGUAUCGUACUGAUCCCAUUAAACAAAAGCAUCUCACUGAUACGAUUAAUGAAAUGUUAAAACAUAGACAAAUAGAAAAAUCUUAUGCCAGCUGGUCUUCACCUGUCAUUUUAGUAAAAAAAAAGGACGGAAGUUAUCGUUUUGUUGUUGAUUACCGCUCCUUGAACAAUAUUACUGAACGUGAUUGUUAUCCAUUGCCACGUAUAGAUGACACGUUAAAUCGAUUAAAUGGUAAUAAUUAUUUUACAAAGCUUGACUUGAAAUCGGGUUACCAUCAAAUUCGUAUUCAUCCCGAUGAUAAAGAUAAAACAACUUUUGUUACAUCACAUGGAGCUUUUCGUUUUAAUGUAAUGCCUCAAGGGCUUAAGAACUCUCCAUCGAAUUUUCAACGUUUAAUGUACGAUUUAUUAGUCAGUUCUAGAUGGGAUUAUACUCUUGUAUAUCUUGACGAUGUGGUGAUAUUUUCUCGAACAUUCGAUCAACAUGUUCAUCAUUUAAAUGAAAUUUUGUCCAUUUUAUCAUCAGCUCGUCUUCAAUUGAACCCCCAAAAAUGUUCCUUUGUUAAACAAGAAAUUGAUUACCUUGGCCAUACCAUUAAUGGCCAAGGCAUACGUCCAUUACAAUCAAACAUCGAUGCGAUUUUACAACUUCCUAUACCAUCUACACCGAAACAAGUCCAUUCUUUCGUUCAAGCGGCCAAUUAUUAUCGUAAUCAUAUCGAAAAUUUUUCUAAAUUAGCAGCACCGUUGUUCCCAUAUACAAAGAAGAAUGCCAUUUGGAUAGGUUGGACCGACGCGAUGAACAAUGCUUUUAUCGAAUUGAAACAUCGAUUAACUGAACCACCAAUAUUUUUAAAUUUUCCCGAAGAUGAUGGACAAUUUAUUUUGUCAAUAGACGCUUCUGGUGAAGGUAUGGGUGGAGUCUUACGUCAAAUGACAUCUAACGGAUUAAAGGUUAUCAAAUACAUUUCCAAGAAAUUUAAUUUGGCCCAAAAGAAAUAUUCAACUACAGAACGAGAAUGUUUGGCGUUAGUUUGGUGCAUUCAGAAACUAAAAGAAUAUAUUUGGGGUCGGCCUGUUGAAAUUGAAACCGACCAUUGCCCACUUUGUAGUUUUAAUAAGAAGAAAUUCAAUAAUUCACGUAUCGAUCGAUGGCAAGUUGAAUUGUCAGAAUAUCAUAUCACCAAAAUUACUUAUAAACGUGGCCGAUGUAAUUGUGAUGCUGAUUUAUUGUCUCGAUUCCCUUAUGAUGAAAGUGAUAUUGAUGAUAAUGGUCAUCCUCAUCGUGUUCGAUGUUUUACUUCAACAUUAACUUCAUCGACUCAACCAAUACAACUCAAUGUUAUUACUCGAUCAAAAUCCAAAGCUAUACAACAAUCUUCAUCUCCUACAUCUCCAUCAGCAACUGUUCCUUUAUCUUCCGAUAGUUCUACUAUCCAUCAUCGUUCAAUAUUCGACCUAUAUAUUGAUCGCAUUCGAAUCGAACAAAUGAAAGAUGUUAAUCUCUCUAAUCGAAUCAAAUCUAUUUUAGCACAACCCGAUCAAUAUUCUCAUGAAAUUGUCGAUAAUGGCAUCCUGUACAAAGUGAUUAAUCGAAUUGAUGGGUCUAUCAUACAAUUACCAUGGUUACCAGCAUCAUUAAUUCCAGAUGUUUUAUUUUUAUAUCACGAUCAUCCAAUGAGUGGUCACUUUGGUGUCACUCGAACAUUUCACAAAGUUCGAGAACAAUUCUUUUUCCCUCGCAUGUAUGACCAUAUUAAACGAUAUAUUCGCUCGUGUAGUGCUUGUGCUCAAUUUAAUGUUCAACGACAAAAGAAACCAGGAUUUUUACAAUGUGAAUUACCACCUGAUGGAGUUUUCGAAAUUAUGCAAAUGGACUUUUGGAAAGCACCAGUUCGUUCAUCCAAUGGUAAUCAAUACGUUUUAAUAAUUACUGAUCGUUUAUCAAAAUUCGUUUUUGCUCGUGCUUUACCAUCAGCUACUGCUGCAGCUGCAGCUGAAAUGCUUUUAGAAGAUAUUAUUCUUAAACAUGGAUCUAUUCGUUAUCUCCAAUCCGAUCAAGGAUCCCAUUUUCGUAAUGAACUUUUAUCUGCAAUCACAGCUUUAACUGGUUGUCAACAAGUCUUUUCUAUUCCUUACCAUCCAAUGUCUAAUGGGCAGGUGGAACGGUUCAACUCGACGUUUUGUGAUCAAUUGAAGAAAUAUUGUCAUCAUAAUUUGACUGAAUGGGAUAAUUAUUUGUCUGCUGUUGUAUGGGCUUAUAACUCUACAGUUCAUUCGACCACUCAGUUUAUUCCAUAUGAAUUAGCUUUUAAUCGACGUCCACUAUCUCCAUUUGUUCCUACUCCAACUGCUAUAAAACUAAUGAAACCACAUGAUUAUUGA
Messenger RNA from Rotaria sordida, 3321 nucleotides. The record is from the annotation of a GenBank genome assembly. NCBI's taxonomy places the organism in Eukaryota, Metazoa, Rotifera, Eurotatoria, Philodinida, Philodinidae.